GGCAUCGGGGUGGCAUGGGGCACACACACACAUGCAGCAUUGGGGGGGUCACAGGCCCUGGGGCGGGCAGGAGGGGUGUCCUUUGCCCCCUGACCUUUGCCCUGUGGCAGCAGAUCCAGACCCAGGUCACGCCCCACGCCAUCAUCUUCCUGCCCCACACGGAGGGGAUGGAGAUGCUGCUCUGCUACGAGGACGAGGGCGUCUACGUCAACACCUACGGGCGCAUCAUCAAGGACGUGGUGCUGCAGUGGGGGGAGAUGCCCACCUCCGUGGCGUACAUCUGCUCCAAUCAGAUCAUGGGCUGGGGCGAGAAGGCCAUCGAGAUCCGCUCCGUGGAGACGGGGCACCUGGACGGGGUUUUCAUGCACAAGCGGGCCCAGCGCCUCAAGUUCCUGUGCGAGCGCAACGACAAGGUUUUCUUCGCCUCCGUCCGCUCCGGGGGCAGCAGCCAGGUUUACUUCAUGACACUCAACAGAAACUGUAUCAUGAACUGGUAAGGCCCCGCCCCCAGCACUGGCCCCGCCUCUGGAGGGAAGGGGCGGGGCCCCCUCAGACACUGGAUCCCUCUGCCGGAGACUCCGCCCCCACAGCCUGUGAGGAUCAGGACUGACCAAUCAGCAGAACCGAUGCCUUGACCGCCUUCCCCCCCACCUGUGUCUGAUGCUGCUUGGGGGGGCUCUCCAUGGUGACAGUGUGUCCCCCCCCCGACUGACUGCCCCCCACUUCGCUCGCCCCUCCCCUGACUCCGUGGGGACCUGCUCUGUUCAUAGCCUGAGCGCCGGGCGAGGGGUCCCCGUGUCACCAGCCGCCCCGCCCCAGAGGUGGGCGCAUCGCAGCACCGGGCAAGGGGUCCCCGCGUCACCAGCCGCCCCGCCCCAGAUGUGGCCGCGUCUCAGCGCCAGGCGAGGGGUCCCCGUGUCACCAGCCGCCCCGCCCCAGAGGUGGCCGCAUCUCAGCGCCGGGCGAGGGGUCCCAGGCAUGUGUGGGGUGACAGGCAAACUCCCCUGUGAAACACGAGGAGGGAGGUGGCCGGAGGUGGAGGCGGGGGGACCCAGUGCUGUCGCUAUGGGGCGCUGCACUGGCCACAGCCCCUGUCGGGGGCACUCAGAACGGCCAUGGGGCGCAGACCCAUCGCUUUGUGCCAAGUGCGCUUUGCUUAAAGGUGGGGGCGUGGGGCGGGGCCAGGGCCUUUCAUCCACCUGGGUAGGAGCCGCAGUGGUGGUGGGGAACCCCUAAAGCAGCCCCCCGACUGCCUUGUGUGCCCCCAGAACUCCUCCCCCUGGGCCAGGCAGACAGGGGCGAAUGUACAGGGGGGACACAGGGGGGGCCUGGUCCCUCCUGGCUCUGUGUAUAUUUUGCUUUAAUUAUUUUUAUUUUGUAACAAUGAUUCAUUAACAAAGCACUUUAAAGCCCUGACUGCGUCUCAUGGGGGGCUGGGAACGCCCCCCAGGGGUGGAUUUGGGGUAAUUCUCAAACUGACCCAGGAGAGUUGGUCCUAGGGUGGGGACUGGCUGGCUCGGGGGGCAAGGAAUGGGGCAGGGACCUGUCCCCUCUAGGGGGCGCUGGCUCCCACCCGGCCCCAUAGGAGCCCAGCUGCAGCAGCAGUGCAAGGGUUAAACAAUGGGGGGGGCACGGAGCCAGCUGAUUCCCCUCCCUGCCCCCCUGACGCUGCCUGGGGGCCCCCCGAGAGCCAUAUGGAGUGUGCGGGGGGGAGUUAUGGAGUUCAUGGGACCCCCCCCCCAGUAUUCAGUUUCCUCUGUACGUUGCUUGCAUCUGUCUAUCAAACCCCAGACUCCCCCUCCUGCGCCGUGGCCUUGGAAAUUUCAUCUGUUAAUAAAAAACCAAAUUCUAUGA
Molecule: messenger RNA, 1854 nt
Organism: Terrapene triunguis (Three-toed box turtle)
Lineage: Eukaryota; Metazoa; Chordata; Testudines; Emydidae
Product: misshapen-like kinase 1
Exons: 3
Coding region: 15-497 (160 amino acids)
Source: RefSeq, a predicted model, not a curated record